Dendrobium catenatum is the source of this 816-nucleotide messenger RNA. RefSeq lists its product as uncharacterized. The record is from RefSeq and is a predicted model, not a curated record. Lineage: Eukaryota; Viridiplantae; Streptophyta; Magnoliopsida; Asparagales; Orchidaceae. Gene Ontology annotation, cellular component: cytosol; nucleus. Bases 1 to 768 code for a protein of 255 amino acids. The transcript is spliced from 8 exons. Gene Ontology annotation, biological process: coenzyme A biosynthetic process. Gene Ontology annotation, molecular function: pantothenate kinase activity; ATP binding.
AUGAAGAGGGAAUGGAGGAGGGUGUCGUCUUUCCACCUUGCAGACAAGGUGGAUCAUUGGGAGGAAAGUAUUGUUAGAUCGGUCCAUUGGAGCGGUCCAGCCAGUCCGAUGGGACUGGAUUACAUGAACAGAGGCGGACUUUUCCGCCUCAUGUACACGCCGAACGCACGCCCAGAAAAUAUCAUGGUGAUGAUAUGGGUUGCUGAUUUUGGUUUCAUCAUGAUGAUGCUUGCAGAAGUUUUUGCAAAGGAUGGCUUGUCCUUUCUUGCAAGUUGUCAGAAUCUUGUCUCUCGACCCUGGGUUAUUGAUGACUUGGAUUCGUUUAAAACCAAUUGGGCUAAGAAGUCCUGGAAAAAGGCCAUUAUAUUUGUUGAUAAUUCUGGGGCAGAUAUUGUUUUAGGCAUAUUGCCAUUUGCGAGAGAGUUGCUUAAACGUGGUACACAGGUCGUUCUUGCUGCUAAUGACUUACCCUCAAUCAAUGAUGUAACAUAUCCUGAGUUGGUAGAGAUUAUUUCAAAGCUGAAGGAUGAAAAAGGUCAGCUUGUUGGUGUAGAUGCAUCUGGUCUCCUAGUUGCUAAUUCUGGAAAUGAUUUGCCUGUUAUUGAUCUUGCAAAUGUUUCACCAGAGCUGGCAUAUCUGGCGAGUGAUGCUGACCUGGUUGUAUUGGAGGGAAUGGGACGAUCAAUAGAGACAAAUCUGUAUGCUCAAAUGAAAUGUGAUUCAGUGAAGAUUGGAAUGGUAGUUAUUGCAGUAUUACUCAUAGAAUGAACAGCUCUUGGUUCUCUGACAUUUUUUUUCUUAAUUUUAUUUGUUGCA